Sphenostylis stenocarpa is the source of this 282-nucleotide messenger RNA. NCBI's taxonomy places the organism in Eukaryota, Viridiplantae, Streptophyta, Magnoliopsida, Fabales, Fabaceae. The record is from the annotation of a GenBank genome assembly.
AUGGUCGGAGUUGGACGAAAUUGGGAGCAGAGUGAAAGUUCAGGGCAAUGUUCAUGGUCAGCAAUAAGGCCACAAAAAGCAAUAAGGACAGAAUCGAUUCAUCUGGUGGAAAAAAAUGAAGUUGGGAAUGGCGAGAGGGGAAGUCUAUCUAAGGGUCUCAACAAUACUGGUUUUGUCAUUACAGUAGCACAUAGAAUUCCAACAGUGAUUGAUACUGAUUUAGUUUUGGUCCUUGAUGAAGGGACAAUUGCAGAGUAUGAUGACCCUGCUAAAUUGCUGUAG